Molecule: messenger RNA, 3262 nt
Organism: Sinocyclocheilus rhinocerous
Lineage: Eukaryota; Metazoa; Chordata; Actinopteri; Cypriniformes; Cyprinidae
Product: lipase maturation factor 2-like
Exons: 19
Coding region: 129-2918 (929 amino acids)
Biological process (GO): proteolysis; protein maturation
Cellular component (GO): endoplasmic reticulum membrane
Molecular function (GO): serine-type endopeptidase activity
Source: RefSeq, a predicted model, not a curated record
CCGAACUGCUCCACUCUGUUAAUUAAACGCUAAUUGCGCCAGGUGUUGAGGGAUUGUAUUUGCUUUUCGUGUUGUUGUCUUUGUAUUAUUUCGCUUCUCCUCGCAUUUUUAAUAACACAUUUGUGAGCAUGUGUAAAACGUGUUUAUUUAUUUUUAUACUCUCUCUUCAUUGGACCAAAGCUGACCCUGAUGCUGAAGAGAAUCCUAAUGUGAACGCUUCAGCUGAGACAAACUGCAUUUUUGGCAAUGGAUGUUAUGACCAGGCUGGCAUACGUGCGUUUAUCCCAGAGAAGGAUGAGGAGGAGAGCCGGAUUAUAGGUGGGCAGGAGGCAUGGGCGCAUUCAUGGCCGUGGCAGGUUUCCCUGCAGUACUCAGGUAUGCCAGCCUGCGGGGGUGCCAUCCUCGACCUGCAGUGGGUUAUUACCGCCUGCCACUGCUUCAAACGUUAUAAAAAGGCGUCACUGUGGAACGCCGUGGUUGGAAUGCACAAUUUGGAGAAUAUGAAUGAAUCCUGCCAUCAAACCGUAGAGGUGGAAAAAAUCAUCUCCCACAAGGACUACAACCAAAAGACAAACGAGAAUGAUAUUGCCUUGGUGAAACUGCAGAAUCCCCUGCUGUUUAAUGAGUGUGUGAGGCCUGUUGCCAUCUUAAACAGUGAUUUGCCCCCUCAGGAAACCUGUACUGUCACCGGCUGGGGCGCCAUCAGAGAGAAUGGGCCUCGCGCCUCCGGACUUCAAGAGGUCAAUGUAACUGUUUUUGAGCCGCAAGCAUGUAACAAAUAUUACAGAGGGAAAGUGCUUGAGAAUAUGAUGUGUGCCGGAGCGGAUGCCGGUGGAAUGGAUGCAUGUCAGCCUUUUCUUUUCAUGUCUCUUUGGACAGGUUUGUAUGGAGACGAGGGUAUUCUCCCUGUGCGCCUGCAGAUGCCAAAAGUGCAGCGGCCCCUGCUGGAGCAGGAGUCCCUUCUGGGUCUGGGGCCGUCUCUGGGACUGGCGCCCCAGCAGGUCCUGGAGCUCACGUGCCUGGUUGGAGUGGCGCUGGCCCUGUGCGCCGUGCUGCUGGAGCCCCUGAGAGACAGUCUGAUCUACUUCUGCCUGCGGGUCCUCUACCUCUCACUCUAUAAUGUCGGUGGAGACUUCCUCCACUCUGAAUGGGACGUGCUGCUGUUGGAGGCCGGGCUUCUGGCUGUGCUUGUAGCUCCGCUGGGUUUACUGCGGCGUCACUCCUCUUACCGUCAUCAUGACCCCGUGAGCUUCUGGUUGACCCGCUGGCUGUUCUUCCGGCUGACCUUCUGCACAGGUGUGAGUAAGCUGGCCAGCGGCGACCCUGCGUGGUAUGACCUCUCAGCACUGAGUCAUCAUUUGGAGAACCAGAUGAACCCCACUCCUUUGGCCUGGUAUGUCCAUCAGCUUCCUGAUUGGCUGCUGAGAUUCGGAGCAGUGGUUGUGUUGCAGAGCGAGAUCAUCGUUCCUCUUGUGACGUUCUUUGCUCCCAUUCGCCGUUUGAGACUGUUUGGCUUUUAUGUUCAGCUGUUUCUCCAGCUCUGCUACAUCCUCACGGGUAACUGCAGCCUUCUGAACCUGCUGAGCAUCACCCUGUGCUUCUCACUACUGGAUGAUGAUCAUUUCAACUCCAAUACUGGUCCAAAGAAGAAGAAGGGCCAGGAAAAAAAGCCUGGAAGCUGCGGACAGACCUUGGUCUCUUAUUUGAUGCUGCUGGUAGAGUUGGCUGUCUACCUGUUCAUCCUCUACUGUUUUAUUAGUCUCUUUAAACUACAGAUUAACUGGGAAGAAAAAACUCUGUCAUCUAAAACAAAUUUCACUCAAACGGGAUUUCAUGCGUUUCUGGAGGUCUUUCAGGAGCUCACUCUCUGGAUUGGUGUCCUGUCGUUCACCUGGGAAGCAGUGUCUGCCAUGCUAACUUGCGUGUGCACACGAGGUAUUGUCAGCAAGCUCUGGUCUCUCAUUCAGUGGGCGCUCAUCACGGCAGCUGCUGCGGCCGUCUUUGCCCUCAGUGUGGUUCCAUACACAUCCAUGGCUGGCAUGUCAGUCAGUAAAGUAUUACCUGCAGUGCGAGACGCGUACAGCGCCGUAGAGAGGUACCAGCUGGUCGGGGCUUACGGCAUCCAGCACAGAAUGACCUCUGCUGAGGGCAGGCCUGAGAUCAUUUUAGAGGGCAGCUAUGAUGGGCUGACAUGGACGGAAAUGAACCCUAUGUAUAAACCAGGAAAUGUGAAUGCAGUCCCACCCAUAGUAGGCCCUCACCAGCCCCGGCUGGAGUGGCUGAUGUGGCAGACAGCUCAAGGGGGCGAUGAUACAAGCCCCUGGUUUACAGGCCUCUUACAGCGCCUCCUACAGGGCAAACCAGAGGUGAUUGGUCUGCUUCAGGUGGAUGAAGCGCAGUACCCCUUCAGUCAGAAAGCACCGGUCUUUAUCAAAGCCAAGCUUUAUAACUACCACUUCACAGAUCCUACGAAAGACAAGACCCAUCUGCAGGCUUGGUGGAGGCGGCAGUACAAAAGGGAGUUUUUUCCCAUUGUGAACCUCGAUGACCCGACGCUCAAGAAACUCUUAGAGGAGGCUGGACUGAAGGGGAAAUUCCCAGCUCAGACCGGCUCUGACACACCUGUAUCCCAAGCUCUGAGCCUCAUUCGAGACCACGUCAAAGGCCUCUCGGGGUCCCUCCUGCUUUCAACACUGUUAGCUACUUUAGCCGGCAUCUUCCUCCUCAAAGCCGUCUUCUCCUGGGUCUUAGGGGGCCCAAAACCUAGACCAGCUUCAGCUGAUCACAAGACUAGGAAACCCAAAGAGCCCUCUGAGACGGCCGAGAAAAGCCAAGCGGCAGCUCCGUCCAACCGGGGCGGCAAGAAGGACUCCAAUGAAAAAAAGGACUCGGACAGGAGCCCCCGAAAGAGGAAAUGAGCUCUUGCUGUCACUUUGUGCCUUUGUCUUUGGCCAUUGCAAUGACAAAUGAUUCUCUCUCAGGUGUAUAUAUUUUUUUUUCUAAGAUCAAAUCUUUGAUUUCCUGCCUGUCACACACCUCAGAUUUGCGUGUUACCACUACACCGUUUUAUGUCUUUGUGUCAAAACCACUCAGUCAAACGCACAGUACUUUAUGUAAUUGGCUUUGAAUGUUAACAGAGUCCAUUUUUAAGCUGUCACCUGCUACACCCUUCUUUAUACACAGUGGACGUCCCAAAGAUUAAAACGAAAGCACAAAUGCAUUUUUUUUCAUGCCAUUUAACUCAUUAAAUGGUUGUUGAUUU